AUGCCCCCAAUCUACAUUAACAUUAUUCUAGCAUAUACCGCAUCCCUUGUGGGAUUAUUAAUAUACCGGUCUCACUUCAUAUCCUCACUAUUAUGCUUGGAGGGCAUAAUACUAUCCCUAUUCAUUCUGGCCACUAUCCUAUCCCUAAACCUACACUUCACCCUGUCCUUCACCCUCCCUAUUAUUCUCUUAAUUUUCGCGGGAUGCGAGACCGCUGUAGGCCUAGCACUCUUAGUAAUAAUCUCCGACAUCUACGGCCUGGACCAUGUACAGAACCUUAAUCUCCUACAAUGCUAA
Molecule: messenger RNA, 297 nt
Organism: Galeopterus variegatus (Sunda flying lemur)
Lineage: Eukaryota; Metazoa; Chordata; Mammalia; Dermoptera; Cynocephalidae
Source: the annotation of a RefSeq genome assembly